Molecule: messenger RNA, 4517 nt
Organism: Diachasmimorpha longicaudata
Lineage: Eukaryota; Metazoa; Arthropoda; Insecta; Hymenoptera; Braconidae
Gene: lqfR
Product: liquid facets-Related
Exons: 7
Coding region: 406-2160 (584 amino acids)
Biological process (GO): endocytosis
Cellular component (GO): plasma membrane; clathrin vesicle coat; endosome
Molecular function (GO): clathrin binding; phospholipid binding
Source: RefSeq, a predicted model, not a curated record
CCCAAUCCGGCUCUGAAAACGUCAGCUAGCCACGGCACCAUACCUUUACCGUAAUAAAUCACUCGGGCCCAUAUUGUGUGACAAAUAGUAUCCCAUCAUCAGGACAUUGUUGCAAGAAUACCAGUGCAGAAGUGAUCCAUCGUUCGGUGCUAAUCCAUUGUUGAAAUAAAGACAGAGUGGGGAUUUUGGGGAACGUGGAAGGUAGAACAUGGCAACCCUCUGAUGACGUUUAUACUCAUCCGAAGGUUUUUUACAAUCGAGGAAGAACACAGGAACAAAUGUUCUUCAUUAAUACAACUGGCAGUUGACCAGUACAAUUGAUAUUGUUCAUCAAAUAUUCAAGUCAUUUUUUGUUAACUCGUUGAUUAUUUGUCGUCGACAACAGUGAGUGGAAUUUCUGCAAACAUGAUGAACAUGUGGAAAGUGCGGGAACUCAUGGACAAGGCGACUAAUGUAGUCAUGAACUACACUGAGACUGAAGCCAAAGUUCGAGAAGCUACCAAUGAUGAUGCCUGGGGACCCACUGGUGCUAUGAUGCAAGAACUCGCCCAAGCGACAUUCACGUACGAACAGUUUCCCGAUGUUAUGUCAAUGCUUUGGAAAAGGAUGUUGCAAGAGAAUAAACGUAAUUGGCGGCGUACGUACAAGGCUCUCCUCUUAUUAAACUACCUCGUCCGAAACGGUUCUGAGCGCGUCGUAACCUCCUCACGUGAGCACAUUUACGACCUCCGUUCCUUGGAAAAUUACACGUACAUUGACGAAAUUGGCAAGGACCAGGGUAUAAACGUUAGGCACAAAGUUCGUGAAUUGAUAGACUUUAUUCAGGACGACGAUAAACUUCGUGACGAGCGAAAAAAGGCAAAAAAGAACAAAGACAAGUACGUCGGGAUGUCGAGUGAUGCGAUGGGAAUGAAUUUCGGUGGUACAGAUCGAUGGUCGGACAAUCCAAAGUGGACAAAACCAACGACCGAGGGGUACAACGACUGGGAACGAGAUACUCGGGGUCGUGGGGGCUUCGACGAUGCUAACAACAGUGACGACGGGGAACGGGAGGACUCGGACAACGACAAUCAGAGUCCAAAGAAGAGUGUCAAAGAUAUCAAGGAAUCUCCCUUGGACAAACUCGAGAAGCUCUCAGUGGGGAACAGCAACUCUCCUCGAAGAAAUGCUAGUCGUCCUGUGAAGAAGGUGGACCUGGGUGCUGCUGCCAAUUAUGGCAAAGAUCAGAGUGCCAACAGUGAUAUUAUCCAGGGGAAUCUGAUAUCAUCACCCAUCAAGAAUCAACCGAAGAAGAACAACGACAUCUUGAAUGAUUUGUUCGACUCCAGCAACGACAAUAGCAGAACAGCCAUCGAUAACGACGACGAUUUCAAUCCCAGGGAGAGUGACUACACUCCUGUUGCCAGUCAGAAUGUCGCCAAUGCAAAUUUUGGUGACUUCACCAGUGCUUUUGGAGGUAGUAAGCAGGAUAAUGACGAUCAAUUUGCUGAUUUCACCAGUGCUUUCAGUUCUGGGGUGACGAUAGGGGGAAAUGAUAAUAAUUGGAUUGGGGGUGGUACUGGAGUGGGGGGAAGACUGGAUUCCUUGCAGAGUAAUCAGGAGGGCUUGAGUGGGCAAUCGAAUACCGAAGAUUUGAUGGCUGGCAGUGGGCUGAGUGGGAAUUUCAUGAGCAGUGGACCUGCGGGACUGACGAAUCAACCAGGUGCCACUAGGACUAAUGGGAAUAAUAAUACCGGGACUAUGAGUGCUGACUUGCUGACUGAUUUUGGUGGCUUCAACGCUUUCAAUGCCAAUUCCCAAAUUGGAAAUAAUCCUAACUUUUUCAAUGUAGCGAGUAAUAAUCAACCUGCGAGCACUGGCCUGCUAGCACCAACUCCAGUGAACACCAGAACACCUGGAGGACCGGCUGAAACGCCAACGACGCAAGUAGGUUCAACCUGGGCAGGAGCAGGACUCAAGAUCGACCUUGAUAAUCUCCUGGGGAGCAAGUCAAAAUCAAGUGGCCCUGCCCCCAGCAUGAAUCAGCUAGCUACCAACAGCCCCCAACAUCAGCCUCGACCACUUGAGGAUAUUGUUUCAGCUCCCAGUAUGAACAUCGGCCCCCCGGUGCUGCAGUCCCCAGGUCCAACUAGCACCAAUUUCUUUCCAACUUUUCCCUGAGAUAUCCACAUCACAAUGUCAGCAAGUCAUGUAAAAUGAUGGAUCAGACUGCAAAAUUGUGAGUUUAUUUAUACCCCAUCUUCGAUAUUUUUCCAUUUUUUGGAAAUUAUGCAGCUGAACUAACAUUAACAAUUUUGCAACUGAGGAGAAACUCAAGAUGCUUACGUAAUAAUAUGAGACGUGAUAAAAGGUUCAAGAAUAGCUUUAGAUAUUUUUCAAGUCCGGUUGCACUGAAUUGUCACCCUCACCUGUUCGUUUACAUUCUGUAUUUAUGUACAUAAAUAUGGCAGUAAAUAAUUUGGUGCAACCAGUCCAGUAGACCAACCACUGGUGCAACAAUUUAAUGCAACCAAGCGUCACCUGAUAAUUGAUAUUACUCCAGCGUUCUCCUCAGUUGCAUCUUUUAUUAGAAACAUUUGACCUCAGUGUAAUGAUGGAAGAGUCUGUGAAAGGAGUUCGUUAAGAUUUUCGGAGUUAAGUGUGAAUGAAUAAAUAGCCAAAUGUCAUUUUUUAUAAACGAAAAUGUGAGAACAAUCCAUCACGUGGAGAUGUCUUUCAAUGAACGAUAACGAUGUGAACGAAAAAAACAAUGUUGUUACAUACAUAUAUACUAUUAAUAUACAUGGAUAUAUAUAACAUAGGUCUUACAAUUAGUCGCUGUUGUACUACGCGACACAGAAUAAUUGACAAUACGUGCUUCCCCAUCACGAAUUAAAUUUUUGCACUGAGAGAAGAAUUGGAGAGAUUAGGAAAUAGUUGUAUGGAGGAGUGCAUAAACGUGCACAACGAUGGUGAUCUCUGUGAUCGAGAAUCAUGUGUGUAGGUGAUCUGUGAGUGAUCAUUUGGGAAUAUAUCGAUAGGACGAUUAUAAAUACUUAAAUUUGCUGUCUCAGCACAAGAAAAUGCGUCAGGGUCGAGAUGAUUCAUUUUUAUCCCAAAGAUUCUUCUCUAAUCAGUGAACGUGCAUUUUAAUGGAAAAAAUAGGUUGAAAAUUUAUAAUCGAAUGAAUGAAUUUCUGGAGAAUCAUAAUACAAUGGCAAUGAAUUUUAAUCGAGUUGUGAAGAGGCGCAUAUCUAUAACGAUGAUCCUUAACAUCUGUCACUAUUAACGAAGAUAAUUAUUAGCUGUUAAAAUACUAACAUAGGUGAUAAACGUAAUCAGUACUUGCAGUAAAUUUUAUAGAGCAAAUGAGAGAAACGAACUUAUUUUUCAAAAGUGAAGUUGCUCGAAAAUUUUACGAUAUUUUCCUCCUCGAGAUGACUAAAUUCAUGAUAAUGUGUUCGCUGGUACCUCACGAAAGAGUGAAACGUAAUCAUUCCAAAAUUGAUGAUGAAUAGAGUGUAAUAUAUUGUAAAAAGAAGGGACGAGGAAAUUAUUUAUCAGAAUGUAACUGUCAUUUAUUGAAGAAUUGGAACAUAUCCAUCCUCUGAUUCGAGUUCCCUUGGUUCAAUAACUGCCGUUAUUUGAUAUUAUGUGCUCACAAUUUAUUAAUUGAAUCUGGUUCACUUCCAUGUUGAUUCUCCUGCCAAUAAAUUUACGUUUCCAUUCCUCAUUUCUUCAGUUCAUUAAGGCGCAUAUGUUCGAAAUUCAAAUCCACUAAUUGAGGGAAUAAUAUUAAUUGAUCCAUUCAAUGGAAUAUUAUUAGCAAAUUUGUUUGGUUUUUUUCGUUGGUUAAAUCAGCAAAACCGUUCAUUUCACUGUACACUCCCCCCGGUCUCUUAAUUUCCGUCUAAUUCUGCAUUUACAAAGUGCAAAUGUUGCAAGAUUCUUGAUAGUAUUAAGAUGUAAACAAAAACAUGUAAAUAAAUGCGCAGGAUAAAGGGUGGUGCAUGGCACACACGAGUGAAUCACAUGUGACACAGACGUUGAAACAUAAAAUUGAGGAAAAUUUAAUGAUUGUGUCAAUUUGUUUUUAAGAUUAGAAAAAGAAAGUAGUAAUAAUUCUGCGUAUUCUUGAUAGUUCCUCUAGCCAAGGUGAUUAACGAGAAAAAAGUACGAAUAUGUUUCUCCUCUUUCGUUAAUGAAUUGAACCGAACGAUUAUUAUCGAAGUUGAUUAUGUGUAUUCCUCUAUCACUGUACAUAGUAUGAAUGUUAUAACGAGAAAGGGAAUCAUUGUGAAUAUUCGUACGAAUCAGUGGUGAACAUGCAACGAUUAGCAUGAUUUUCCUCAAUUGUACAAUUACAUUAAGAAAAGAAAUACAAAUUAAUAAUCAUUAAAGGAAUUUUAUUUUUUCGUAUCAAUUGAUGAAGACAUUCUGUUUAUAUCAUUGUAUUCAAUUUUAUGGUUGUAGUUAUGUUGUCGAUAGUUUUUAUUUUUUUUUUCUCAUUAAAAAUGCUCAUUGGUGCUGGUGUUAAA